AUGAUUCUUCUUAUUUUCAAUUCUCUGAGGACUGAAACAGUUACAACAACGGUAUCAAGUCCAUCAUUAAUAACUUACAACAAUUUACAAGUCUUAUAUUCGAAUACACUUCGAUGUCCUUGUUCGACGACGACAAUACCUUAUGAAACAUUUAUAUCGUUGUCUCCAAUCUUGCAUCAAGUGUGUUCAAGUGAUUUUGUUACGGAUCGUUGGCUUUCAAUAGUAAAAAACGUAGCUGAUUGGACUUCUGAAGAUUGGCGUAAUAGAGCUUACUCACAAUUUAGUUCAUUAUCUAACUAUUGUCAACUGGCUAAUAAUACGAUCAACGACGCUGUUCAUCGCUUUCUUUUACGAUCUUUAAUUGUUCGAAGUGUUAUGCCCGAAAAUGAGUUUAAUAUACAAAUGAAUGAAGAGCUCGAUCACUUUUUUAAAUUGACAAUUAAUGCUUUUGGUUCUCUUAUUGAUAUAGGACAUCUUAUUACGCAAGUAGAUCAACCUUAUAUGGGAUCAAGAACAAACGCAUGGAAUGCUCUUCCAGAUUUAAAUCUGGUUGGAAAUAUUCGAACCAAUAAUGUAACUAAUGAACGAUCAUUACAGAGUUAUUUUCAAAAUAUUGAAUAUCCAUCAUGGUUUGAUGUUCAUCCUCUUGUUUAUGAUCCAACAUUAAGUCGUUAUCCUCCAAAUACUUCAAUUUCAAUGAUAGUUGAAGAGAUGAUGAUUGAAAAAUGGAAUCCAUCAUAUUCAUAUUAUCAAUUUUAUAAAUUAUGUGCGCCAACUUAUUGCACGUAUUCUCAGAGGAUUCGCACAAAUACCAUUAUUGAAGUAAUAAUAAUAUUAGUAUCCAUGUUUCGUGGUCUUACUGUCUCAUUACAUUUAAUCACACCAUGGUUCGUCAAAUUUAUGUAUUAUUUAUUCUUAAAGUUCAUUGGAGAAAGACAACAAGAACAAGAACAAUCAGGUAAUCAUUGGUUAGAUAAUUAUAAAAAUCUCUAG
Molecule: messenger RNA, 993 nt
Organism: Rotaria sp. Silwood1
Lineage: Eukaryota; Metazoa; Rotifera; Eurotatoria; Philodinida; Philodinidae
Source: the annotation of a GenBank genome assembly